AUGUAUUGCUACAGGGUGGUUGCAGUCGGAAUAUGUCUUUCUGUCAUUGUUUCACUACACGAAAUUGCAGAAAGAACAAAUACGUCUAAAAGUUGGAUAGACAAUACUUUACUCGUACAAAAGGUUUUUCAUGACAAUAAAACACGUUUUUCUGGAAACCAUGACGUCAUCCAUGACACAAAGUCGAAGCCUUCACCAGUCACUCAUAUUGGAUUUUUGAAAGUGCACAAAGCGGCGAGCACAACAACACAAGCAAUCUUUUUGCGUUUUGGUUGGCGUCGAAAUUUAACAUUCGUGCUUUCCCCGGAAUAUAACAAAUUUGGAUACCCAAAUAUCAUAAGUACAAACGAGUCAAUUACAAAAUAUAAUACUCUACCUCCUCCGCCGGGAAAAACUUUUGAUAUCUUAUGCAACCAUGUUGUCUAUGGAGAUAAGGAAUGGUCUACAGUUUUGCCCUCAGACACGGUUAUGAUUGGAACAAUCCGCGAACCAUUCGGGCAUUUCAAAUCUGUUUUAAACUAUUUCAAUCCAAGAAAAAUAAUAUUCAUCAAAACUAGCAUAGAUCCUACAGAUCCUGUUGGAACCUUUUUGAAAAAUCCAAGAAAAUAUGAAGGAGCUAAAGUAGUUCGACAUUCGUUCACAAACAAUCGUCUCGCCUUUGAAUAUGGCGUUGCUCCGGAAAUCAUAAUCAACAAAGACUUUGCUGCGUUUGACAAAUAUCUAACUGAAGUUUUAGACAAAAAGUUUAAAUUGGUCCUUCUUGCCGAACAGUAUGACGAGUCGUUGGUUUUAAUGAAACGUAAAUUGAACUGGUCACUUAAAGAUAUAAUGUACGCUAUGAAAAAUGUAAGGAGUGUAAAUAAGGAGGAUAGGUUCGUUUUUAAGAAAGAACAUAGAGUUCUGCAUAGAAAUUAUUCUAUAUUUGAUUAUUUAUUGUUUGAAUUCUUUGAAAACCGAUUGAACAAGCAAAAAGAAGCAGAAGGGUAUGAUUUUCAAGAAGAAGUAGAUAACUUUAGACAAAUUCGAAAGUUUGUAGAAAAUUUCUGUCACAUAGUACCAAAAUAUAUAAAAGCAGUAAGAAUUGACAAAAGUAGAUGGACAGAAAGUUUUGACAUCACACGUAGUGACUGUGAACUAAUGCAUCAGGGUGAAAUCUCGUUUGUUCAAAUGAUCAGGAAAAGACAGUACGGUUUUGCCACUUGGAAAGGGGUCAAACCAGAUUUAAAACAAAUCUAA
Ruditapes philippinarum (Manila clam) is the source of this 1236-nucleotide messenger RNA. RefSeq names its product galactose-3-O-sulfotransferase 2-like. The transcript has a single exon. Gene Ontology annotation, biological process: glycolipid biosynthetic process. Bases 1 to 1236 code for a protein of 411 amino acids. Gene Ontology annotation, molecular function: galactosylceramide sulfotransferase activity. Gene Ontology annotation, cellular component: membrane. The record is from RefSeq and is a predicted model, not a curated record. Lineage: Eukaryota; Metazoa; Mollusca; Bivalvia; Venerida; Veneridae.